Molecule: messenger RNA, 1542 nt
Organism: Amphibalanus amphitrite
Lineage: Eukaryota; Metazoa; Arthropoda; Thecostraca; Balanomorpha; Balanidae
Product: loricrin-like
Exons: 2
Coding region: 44-1390 (448 amino acids)
Source: RefSeq, a predicted model, not a curated record
CAGCAGCCAGCGGCCCCCACCGGAGCCACACGACGGCCACAACAUGACGCCCAUCAGGGUGAUAUUCCUAGUGAUGUUCGCCGGGCUCUGCCUGGCUGACGGAGGAGGAGGAGGAGGAGGCGGAGGACACGGAGGGGGAGGAGGGUUCGGUGGUGGUGGAGGCGGAGGAGGAGGAUACAGCGGCGGCGGAGGAGGUGGCUACAGCGGCGGCGGAGGAAGCAGCGGCGGCGGCUACAGCGGUGGCGGAGGAAGCAGCGGCGGUGGCUACAGCAGCGGUGGCGGUGGAAGCAGCGGCGGUGGCUACAGCGGUGGAGGAAGCAGCGGUGGCGGCUACAGCAGCGGUGGAAGCAGCGGCGGUGGCUACAGCGGUGGAGGAAGCAGCGGUGGCGGCUACAGCAGCGGUGGAAGCAGCGGCGGUGGCUACAGUAGUGGAGGAAGCAGCGGCGGAGGAGGUGGCGGCUACAGCAGCGGUGGAAGCAGCGGCGGCGGCUACAGUGGUGGAGGAAGCAGCGGUGGUGGCUACAGUGGUGGAGGAAGCAGCGGUGGUGGCUACAGCAGCGGUGGAAGCAGCGGCGGUGGCUACAGCAGUGGAGGAAGCAGCGGUGGCGGCUACAGCAGCGGUGGAAGCAGCGGCGGUGGCUACAGCGGUGGAGGAAGCAGCGGUGGCGGCUACAGCAGCGGUAGCGGCUACAGCAGCGGUAGCGGCUACAGCAGCGGUGGAAGCAGCGGCGGUGGCUACAGUAGUGGAGGAAGCAGUGGCGGAGGAGGUGGCGGCUACAGCAGCGGUGGAAGCAGCGGCGGCGGCUACAGUGGUGGAGGAAGCAGCGGUGGUGGCUACAGUGGUGGAGGAAGCAGCGGUGGCGGCUACAGCAGCGGUGGAAGCAGCGGCGGUGGCUACAGCGGUGGAGGAAGCAGCGGCGGUGGAUACAGCGGUGGAGGAAGCAGCGGUGGUGGCUACAGCAGCGGUGGCGGUGGAAGCAGCGGUGGCGGCGGAAGCAGCGGUGGCGGCUACAGCGGUGGGGGAAGCAGCGGUGGUGGCUACAGUGGUGGCGGAGGAAGCAGCGGUGGAAGCGGCGGCGGCGGCUACAGCGGUGGCGGAGGAAGCAGCAGUGGUGGCUACAGCAGCGGUGGAAGCAGCGGUGGUAGCUACAGUGGCGGAGGAAGCAGCGGCGGCGGUGGCUACAGCAGCGGAGGAGGAGGUGGCGGCGGUGGCUACAGCAGCGGCGGGGGAGGCGGCGGCGGUGCCUACAGCGGUGGAGGAAGCAGCGGUGGAGGCGCAUCUUCCAGCUAUGGCUCUGUCCCUGCGUCCAGCGGAACGGGCAAAUAUCCUCCGGCAAAGCCUUCCUCCAGCUACGGCUCGCCAAGCAGCAGUGGCGGCUACAGCGGCUGAGUCUCCGGUGACACUGUCCCCCCGCCAUCGCAAUAUUGUUCAGCCAGUGAUUUGAUACCUUUAUCUCAGUGGAUUUGUUUUGAUAUUGUUUAUUUAUAGUGUGUACGAUGCGUAGAAAUGUCAUAUGAAAAAUACAGAUCCAUCUUUUCUCG